Molecule: messenger RNA, 1730 nt
Organism: Aspergillus heteromorphus CBS 117.55
Lineage: Eukaryota; Fungi; Ascomycota; Eurotiomycetes; Eurotiales; Aspergillaceae
Gene: rvb2
Product: RuvB family ATP-dependent DNA helicase reptin
Exons: 3
Coding region: 88-1497 (469 amino acids)
Biological process (GO): box C/D snoRNP assembly; regulation of transcription by RNA polymerase II; chromatin remodeling
Cellular component (GO): Swr1 complex; NuA4 histone acetyltransferase complex; R2TP complex
Molecular function (GO): ATP hydrolysis activity; DNA helicase activity; ATP binding
Source: RefSeq, a predicted model, not a curated record
UGCCAACACCCCGGUUUGGCUGGCACCUUUGACUUACUUGUUGACUGCUCAAUUCGACCAAGUCUACACUGUUAAAUACUAGUCAGGAUGGCCGCUCCAAUUUCUACCGUCGCGGAGACCAAGGAGCUCCGGGGUCUCAACCUCAUCGCUGCCCACUCCCAUAUCCGGGGACUGGGUGUCGAUGCCGACUCUCUGCAGCCUAGAACUUCUUCACAGGGGCUGGUGGGUCAGGAAAAGGCGCGCAAGGCUGCCGCAGUGAUUCUGCAGAUGGUAAAGGAAGGCAAGAUCGCUGGCCGUGCUGUGUUGAUUGCAGGCCCUCCCAGCACUGGUAAAACCGCGAUUGCGAUGGGCAUGGCUCAAUCCCUCGGGUCUGAUGUCCCUUUUACAAUGCUGGCGUCGUCCGAAAUCUUCUCAAUGGAAAUGUCGAAGACAGAGGCGCUUACACAAGCCUUCCGUAAAUCGAUCGGCGUCCGCAUCAAGGAAGAGAGUGAGAUCAUUGAGGGUGAAGUUGUGGAAAUUCAGAUCGACCGGAGUGUUACGGGAGGAAACAAACAAGGGAAGCUCACCAUCAAGACAACCGACAUGGAAACUAUUUACGACAUGGGAACCAAGAUGAUCGACUCAAUGACCAAAGAGCGAGUGAUGGCGGGUGACAUUAUUUCCAUCGACAAGUCCUCGGGCAAAAUAACCAAGCUGGGGCGCUCUUACGCGCGGUCCCGAGAUUAUGAUGCGAUGGGUGCGGACACGAAGUUUGUUCAAUGCCCUGAAGGCGAGUUGCAGGUGCGCAAGGAAAUAGUUCACACCGUCAGUCUUCACGAAAUCGAUGUCAUCAACUCCCGGUCACAAGGAUUUUUGGCCCUCUUCUCUGGCGACACAGGCGAAAUUAGGAGCGAAGUGAGGGAUCAAAUCAACACAAAGGUUGCGGAGUGGAAGGAGGAAGGAAAAGCCGAAAUCAUCCCCGGCGUAUUGUUCAUUGAUGAGGUGCACAUGCUUGAUAUUGAAUGCUUCUCCUAUAUCAACCGUGCUUUGGAGGCGGAACUUGCACCCAUCGUCAUCAUGGCCAGCAAUCGUGGUCACGCUCGGAUUCGGGGAACGACAUACAACUCCCCGCACGGUCUACCCCUUGAUUUCCUCGACCGUGUGGUGAUUGUUAGCACCCAACCGUAUGCUGCUGAUGAGAUUAGGCAGAUUCUGGCGAUUCGUGCCCAAGAGGAAGAAAUUGAUCUUUCCGCAGAUGCUUUGGCAAUUCUCACAAAGAUUGGCCAGGAGUCCAACCUCCGUUAUGCCAGCAACAUCAUCACUACCUCUCAUCUCCUCAGCCAAAAGCGUAAGGCGAAGGAGGUCAGUGUUGAGGACGUCCAGCGCAGCUUCAAGCUAUUCUACGACUCUUCACGCAGUGUUAGCUUCGUCAACGAGUUCGAAAAGCGCUUUAUCGGUGACCAGGGUGCCGUCAGCUUUUCCACUGCUACCAACGGGGAUGCGAUGGAGAUCUCAUAGAUCUGACCCUCCGUAGAGCUUUGAGGGGAUAUGCUAUACUCACAAUGCUUAAGGGAACCGAUCUUCCAUCCCCUCUUCAACUCGGUCGGUUUUUGUUUACUAAAUCAAUUGCUUGAUGUAUGAUAACGCUGGCGCUUGUUCAAAACUCGUUUGUUCUGGGUACUGCUAUAUUUGGGACCUAACUUCCAAGAGAGAGCCUAGCCAGGCUCGAAUGAUAAUGAUUCAAUUAAUAC